Molecule: messenger RNA, 1051 nt
Organism: Musa acuminata subsp. malaccensis (wild Malaysian banana)
Lineage: Eukaryota; Viridiplantae; Streptophyta; Magnoliopsida; Zingiberales; Musaceae
Biological process (GO): vacuolar proton-transporting V-type ATPase complex assembly
Cellular component (GO): endomembrane system
Source: RefSeq, a predicted model, not a curated record
GGCCGCAUAUAUCCAUGUCCGGUUCCCAACUGGGGGCGGGCUGUGGCGAAUCCGAUGGCGGCGGAACCACCGCACACGGGCGGCGCUGGGCUCGUCGUCGCGAACAAUGACACCAUCCGAUCCUUCCUCGUCUCCACCGCGAAGGACGUCCGUCACCUCCCCGACGAGCUUCGAGAUCUCGCUUCCGCUCUCUCGUCGCACAGCACCGUGCCCUAUCGGUCUCUUAGGAGCAUCUGGUCCGCCCUCCCCCCAGCCGACCGCCCCGCCCUCCGCUGCCUUUUCGCCGGCGCCGGUUUCGUCUUGUCGAGCCCGAAGCCCAGGGAGAAGAGCGAAGAGCUGAAGGAGAGACUCAAGAAGCUCGCCGAAUCGGCGGAGAGAAGGGAGUAUCAGGAGCUUGUGAAGGACAUUGCGCCCAAGAGAGAGGCUGCAGAGCCUUUCUCUUCCUAUAAGGAUCAGAUAGGAUUUGGUCUACAUGUAGUGUUGAUAAUGUUCACGGGCUAUUUGGUCGGUUUUGCUGCUUUCAGAGCUCUAUUUAAUCAUAGUGCUGCACUGAAUGCAGCUGGAGGCAUCUUGGGAAUGGUUUGUGGUAUGCUACUUGAAACAGUUCUGUUUAUAUUUAGAACUUCCACCAAAGAUGUGGCAUCGUCAACCCAACGGAGUAAUAAAAGGAAACUUCUAUAGCAUAUGCCAUAAUUGUCAUGGCAAUCCAGAGAUAUAUACAUUUCUUGCUUAUUUGGAUGUUAUCUGAUAUCAUGGCAUGGAAAACUCUACUUGUGUAUUCUAUUAAGAAGGAGAUCUUUUAAGCUUCUGCAGAUGUCAGCUGUUGUUGGGAACUGCUAUAGAAACCUCUUCAUUCAAUUCCCAAGCUUAGGUAUGUGGCAUCGUCAACCCAACGGAGUAAUAAAAGGAAACUUCUAUAGCAUAUGCCAUAAUUGUCAUGGCAAUCCAUAGAUAUAUACAUUUCUUGCUUAUUUGGAUGUUAUCUGAUAUCAUGGCAUGGAAAACUCUACUUGUGUAUUCUAUUAAGAAGGAGAUCUUUUAAGCUUCUGCA